This is a messenger RNA of Epinephelus moara (kelp grouper), 6627 nucleotides long. RefSeq lists its product as uncharacterized. Lineage: Eukaryota; Metazoa; Chordata; Actinopteri; Perciformes; Serranidae. The record is from RefSeq and is a predicted model, not a curated record. The transcript is spliced from 4 exons. Bases 1239 to 3611 code for a protein of 790 amino acids. Gene Ontology annotation, molecular function: serine-type endopeptidase inhibitor activity; oxidoreductase activity.
UAGUGGAGUAAAUUCAUAAAGUGUUACGAAACAACAAAAUGUUCAUGUUGCUGAUGUUGUGAAAAUGUAUGUGUCAGUCCCUGGGUGUUUUUUAGCCAUGCUAGCAGCAAUGUCCAGAGAUGUCAAUGUCAGCGCACCACUGCGGCCCAAAUAUCUCAGCAGCUACUGAGUGAAUUGAUAUCAAAGUUUACACAGACAUUUAUGGUGCCCAGAUGAUGGAUUGUAAUAGCACUGGUGAUCUCUAAACCUUUUAUCCAGCGCCAUCAUUGCAAAAUCUCAAUUUUUCCAAUACUGUGGUUUAUGACAAAAUAUUUUCCUUGGCUAUGUUUUGUUUAGUGCUAAUCAUGAUUGAGAGUGUGUUAAACAUUAUGCCAUUAAACAUAAGCAUGUCAGCUUUCAUUGUGAGCAUGAUAGCAUGCUAACAUCUGUUAGCCUGAUGUGCACUUAGCUCAAGGCCCUGCUAUGCUUAAGUCUAGCAUCACAGCGCUGCUAACAGGACGUAGAUAACAUGCUUCUUGUUAUGUUGAGCAUGUGUCUACUGUAAGUGUUUCAUUAUUUUACUUUUAUAGAUUUAUUGUGUCUUUGGUCACCCGGCAGGUCUCCAGAACUUUUGAAAUGCUUGAGGUGGGUCACAAUCACAAAUGAAAAUGAAGGUUUGAAACCCUCUUCUGUUAAGUGUUGUGUUACUGUAGUUUUUGUACUACUUUCUUAUAGUUGUAGCAUUUUCUUUUCAGUUAUUUUGUUUGCACUUGCCUUGUAAUUUUACACCACUGUAGUGAGGUAGACAUUUUGGGAAAUACACUUUGUUUUAAGUUAGAUAAGAUCAAUACCAGUCUCAUUUGUGACGGAGUGAGGCUAGUUGUUUCCUUGUUUUACGUCUCCUAGUGGGGACAUCAUAUUUCACAGACAGAUGCCAGAGUGGUGCCAAACCCCUCAUCUAACUCUCGGCAAGAAAGUGAAUAAGUGUGUUUCUCAAAAUGUCAAGUCAUUCUUUUGAUAGCUGAUCUAGUUUUUAGAUCACGCUUGUGAUUGUUGUGUGUUCACGGUUUAGCUGUAGAAUGUUGCUUGGCCUGCUGCAUUGGGUGAGCCCAAUAGCAGUGCUUUGCUUUACUUUAGUCCUUUGUCAAUUCUGGCUGUGGGCAUUGCAGUGGGGUUUAAGGCUGGGUAAGAGGCCCUGUGUCCCCCCUCCACACUUCUAGGCAUGUUGGGUACCCAAACCAGAGACCAACUGUGAAGGGAUGCGGCCAUUUCAACACCGCUGGGCCUUUAAUCCUACCUCUGGCCUCUGUGAGGAUUUCCUCUACUGCACUGGAAACAGCAGCAACAACUUCCCUUCCUUUAAUGCCUGUAGGGACCAGUGCAUGUUGGGUGCGUGCUGCCUCCGCAAACAGCGGCAGGAUCUUCCCUCUGGCCACCAGAAUUACACCUUACAUGGAUACAACAUCUCCUCUGUGAACAGGACUCUCUGGGGAUAUGACCACAAUAAUUUGGAGGAUGAAAUGUUUUACAGCAAUAUAGACUCCAACCGCACUGAGAUGAAAGAUCUUAAAGGAAACCUUCAAAGUGUAGACUGCCGCAGGGACCCUGAUUUCAAUUAUACCUGUGAUUACCUCACCCUAACACAGUGCCAAGCUUUGUUGAAUGACCAAGCUGGAGAGGCGCAAGUAAUGAGCUUCUCCACCGGAGCGAAGUGUACUGACGUAAGUUGUGGUGGAGGUUGUGGUUGCUUCCUUCAACAAAAGCUGUGGAGAUAUGGGGAAUGGUUCAGGCAAGGCUGUGAAGAGUGCACAUGCACACAUAAUGGCAGCGUUGACUGUGUGUGCAGACAUCUGACCCAGCGUAAAGAGAUAAGAGACCUUACACAGAGAGAGAGGAAGUUGUACCAGCGGGCUAUCAGGAAAGUCUAUGCCAAGCCAGCUGUGUGGAAGGGCUUUGCGCUACUGAGAGCUGAGUUCUCCCCUCUGGCCAGUGAUCAUACCUUCUUCCUCCCAUGGCACCGUUACUUCCUACGAUUAGUAGAGCGUGAGCUGCAGUCAGUGUCAUCAUGCAGACUGGCGCUUCCAUAUUUUGAGUGGACAGUGGACUCUGGGUCAAUGAAGUCCUCGGCUGCGUGGCAGGCUGGAUUGUUUGGAAGAGAUGGUGAGCCCGGCUCCAGCUGCGUCCCACAUCACCCUUUCCAGGGCUUGACUUCCCGUUUCCACUGGUCGCCUUGUCUCAGACGCAGUUUCAACUCCUCGGUGUGGCUGCCAGAUGCAGUGACCCUGCAGAGGACUGUAAAUCAGGCAGACUUCCAGGUGUUUUCCCGGUCUCUGCAAACCUUUUCUGGCCUCUUUAGGCUUUGGGUAGGGGGUCACAUGGCUUCCCCUCUGGCUGCUUACGACCCAUUAUACCUGUCUCACAUGGCAUUCAUGGACAAGCUGUGGGCACAAUGGCAAGAUAAACACCAGCAUGGAUCAAAAAGACAAAAUUCCAGGGACGAUAAGGCUCAGAGCAGCAUCCUUUACCCCGCCAGACAGAGGCAUGUGAAGAUAAAGCCUUUUGAUGUUACCCCUGAUGAUGUGAUGUCUUCCCAGCAGCAGAUGUGUAUUGUAUAUGUGCCCAUAACCAUUGGUGCACCUUGUAAUAUAACAUUAUUACAAACACACCCAAGAGGAAGUCCGAAAUUUAAGAAGCGUAGCUUGGACAAACACAACUCACACUCCAAUAGUUUUGUCAUUGGAGGCUUUGACAGCAGUGGUUUUGACCAGCACGGAUAUGAUCGUAAUGGCUAUGACCGGAGCGGUUGGGACAAGUGGGGCUAUGGCAAAGAUGGCUUUAACCGGGACUUUAUUGAUAUGGAUGGAUAUGAUGUAUCUGGUUUCAACCGCUAUGGGUUUAACCGAUCUAAUGUCACCUGGUUUGGCAUGCGUAAAGAUGGCAUGUUUGAGAAUGUGAAAAAGAAAAAGCAUAACGAGACAGAUGAAGAGGAGGAGAGUGAUAAGUCACACAAAGACAAGAUAAUGUCCAAGCUCUUCGGUGACAAAGGCUACAGCAUCUACGGGUUUGAUCCAUUUGGUUUGGAUCGCAGCGGGUUUGACGCAUUUGGCUUUCGAAUGGAUGGUUACGACAAGGACAGUUGCAACUGGUUCUUCAAUGGGCCGCACUACCUGCGGUUCUACUUCCACACCCAGCAGCAGUUGAUGUCAUCCAGUGACCAAGCUUUAAACCGUAUCACCCGUACCUGCCCUCCAAUCUCCUCCCUGCCCCAACACUGGGCCAGACAGGACUGGAUGACCUUUGAUCCAGACAAAAGCAGUGCUCUGAAUAGUCUACUACAGCAGGAAUGGAUGAGACAAAUUAAGCCAGAAAGCGAUGAUAAUGUUACAGCAGCUACUCAAAAUAAGAGCAACGUAUGGCUUCCAAACACAACAGAUCACAGGUUUUGCUUCAAGCUCCACUGGUUCAGCGGCUGUCCCCUUGGCUCUGCGCCUAUCAGCUGCCCUAACCUCUGCAAUCAGGCCCGCUGCCACGUGUACCCCGAGGCUGUCUGCCAUAUGCGCAAUUGUGGUUCCUGUUUCACAGAGUGGCGAGAUGCAACAACUGGAAACCACGUAAUAUGCCAUGGCUGGUAAACACUGGAUCGUUUCCCAGAAAAAUGGAGGAAUAGAGUAUUUUAUACAGCUUUUCACAACAGUGAGAAGAGAACGGACCAUCAUUCGGUACCUGCAUCGUCUCUGUGAGCUCAGAGAAACAGAAAGCACUUCAUCAUAAUGAUGACUGUUGAGAGGACUGAUACUGGAGUAAAAUAGGACAAAGACUCAAUUAUCAAUGUUAUAUUAGCAAAAUGUGCUUUGAAAUCUGUUUUUACCUCAUUACAAGAUUAUCCACCUGUCCCAUCACAUUUACAUUUUGACUCACUCUGUAUCGUCCUUGUAUCUCCUUGAUAUAGGGUGAUAUGGCUAACCCCCACCCCCACACGCAGAUUUGCAAAAUAUUCUAUUUCUGUAGUUUGAAUUUGACUUCAAUUUUAUUUGUGGUGAAUAAAUUCCAUUUCGAAAUCAUCAGUUCAGCAAGUAACAGGCGGCAUGGUGGUGCAGUGGUUAGCAUUGUGGCCUCACAGCAAGACGGUUCCUCUUCGGGAUGGGGUAGCCCUUCUGUGCGAAGUUAGCAUGUUCUCCCCGUCGCAGGAGGGGCUUUCUGUGGGUACUCCGGCUUCCUCCGAAAAUCCAAAGGCAUGCAGGCUAGAUUACCCAUAGGUGUGAAUGUGAGUGUGAAUGGUUGUCUGUCUCUAUGUGUGAUAGUCCAGCGACCUGUCCAGGGUGUACCCCGCCUCUUGCCCAGUGUCAGCUACAAUAGGCUCCAGCACACCCGUGACCCCCAACAGGAUAAGCAGCUACGGAAAAUGAAAUGAAUGAAUGAGUUCAGUAACAUUAGUCUGGAUGUUCCACAGACCACACUGUCAUGAGUUGGUUGGAGCUAUUACUUGAACUAUUUUUUGGUUGAAAGACGUGCACUAAAAACUGUUGACAGUAAGGUUCUGUUUAAUAUGAGCAGUGGAGACAUUGUGUGUGUAAACAGAUAUUGUUACGUUUUUUAGUGCAUUUUUCUAGGCUGUAGGCAAAAUACAAAAUUCCAUUAACCUUGAAUGUAUUCGGAGAAUAUGAAUACAGAGAUGGAAAUCUCAAAAUCUGAACAAAUAAAACCAAAACUUUCUUCUGAGCUAGAUCCCACCAGAGGUCUGUAAAAGAAACUUGACUCUAAAGCUGCUGUAGUCAAUAUUCAUAUACUGAUGUUCAAUCAAAUGCAUACUUUUAUUGUGAGGAGUGUCACUGUUAGUGAUGAACCCACAGAGCAUUGGUUUGGUUUUAUGGCCAUCAGCUUUCCUGCUUUGUUUCCUUUUUACCACUCUCAUUAACUUUGCAGCAGUAAGCUGUGUCUGGCAAAAAAAGGAAAAAAAACUUUCUUUAAACUAGCUGGUGAACAUAGUUAAGCAAGUAGCUGUAUAAGAGCUAGAAGUUUCCCUUAGGAUAUUGUCAUGACUAAAAUUGGAGCUAAAAGAGAGUGAAUGGUGGACUCACAUUCUUCAGGUGGGCAGAAAUAUGACAUUCACCAUAUCAACUUUAUAAGGGAAUAAUUUGUCACUGUUGUGUUUUACAGCUCGUUGUACUGCCCCCAAGUGUCCAAAAAGUCUGUUAAUGCAGGUUUAAAGCAUCAUCCUGUUAGAGUCACAUGAUUUUCCAAUGUUUUAAUUCCAGUGUAUGUUUUAGAGCAGUGGUUCCCAACUGGUGGGUUGCGGACUUGCGAACAUGUAGAGUUUGCAAAAAACACACUUUAUUUUUAAGUACAGUGAAUUUCUGGCACAAAGCUUUUAUUUUGAAGUGCCAUUUCCUGCUGUGGAGUGAGACUGAUGGACAGCUACCUGAUAGAGACAGCAAACUAGCUUAAUGACAAGGCCAACCACAAGUAUGAUGCUGAAUAUAUUAAACAGUGUAGACCUUGAAGUAAUGACUAAGGUGAAAUCUGGACCCGUGGCCGGACCAGUUGGGAUCCACUGUUUUAGAGUACCUUGUCAUUGUAUAGUAACACAGCUGCCAUCAAUUUCCUGGUUGUGCAUUUAAGGUAACUGAGUACAACAGCUUGUCAUAACGGAGUGGAACAAACAAGUGGGACUUUAGUUGAUGUUGGACUGGCCUCAUUAGGGAUCCUCUGACUCUCUUUGUCUCUUUCUCUCCCCUCUCCCACAGAGUUAUGUAAACUUCUGUUCUGCCUAUUGUGCACAUUUUCUUCAUCAGUGUAACGCACAUGUGCCCAAACAGCCCUCUGUCCCCUCUCUCACCCCCUCUGACUAUUCUCUCUGUCACUCUCUGUCUUUUCAUCCAUCCUCCUCUUAAUUGUUUCUGCAUGUAGGCCAGAAGACCCCAAUGGUACCCGGUUGAUACACACUCGGAGACUCACACUCCCACACACACUUUGAUCUCAUGCAUGCUUGGCUUGCUAGAGGAAAUGCCUGUUGGCUGCUGGCACAGUAGGCAGCCUCACUAGCCUCUCUCGCACUCUGUGAUUAUUGCCCUCUCUCACACACAAACACAUUGUCUCUGUCCUUUGGAGAGUUGUCAUUAAAAUAAUUAUCUGCUGAAAUGUCCAAGCUAAGCGAAAAUAAUAUUUGAUGAGCUUCCUGAAAGCCUUUGAUGAAACAAAGCGAUGUUGCUCUUCAGAGUUCGGUAUGUUCUGCACUGUAAACAACGUAAUGGCUCCAAAAUAACAGCCGCAGAAUGCAGGGAAGUUGUUAGGGCCAUGAUCUGAUCCGCUUCUCCUACAGUAAAUCUCUUCCAGUGUUAAUAGACUUGCCGGUGGUAGUCCUUAACAGCUGGAAGGCUGCAGGCACUUGUGGUUACAGUUACGGCCCAUAAAACUUUGUAUGUGUGAGAGAGAGCGAGCACAUGUACAUUACAUCAGAACCACACUGUUUUGUCAUCACUGGAGAGACAGCAGAGCCAGAUGUUCUCCUGUGACCUAGAGUAGAGACCAGGUGAAGAAGGCACCAGCUGUAAUGCUCAAACUUAUUUCCACUUUCCUCUUUUCUAACUUAAACUAUCAGUAUACAUUCCAGCUUUAUCAUAUGCAGACACACAAUCUCAAAAAUGUGUA